Pseudonaja textilis is the source of this 708-nucleotide messenger RNA. Lineage: Eukaryota; Metazoa; Chordata; Lepidosauria; Squamata; Elapidae. The record is from RefSeq and is a predicted model, not a curated record.
GGUGCUUCGGAGAACAGGUGGACCCCCUCAUUCCCCAGAGCAUCCAAGCUAACCGUGGACCGCUUCUCUCCGGCAGAAGAUGACGCUGAACCUCCCACGGAGAAGCCCCGGGGAUCCCUGCCAGCGACGGGCCAGCACCCCGCUUCCAGCGUCUCACCGGGAGAGGCUGAACCCCGGGAGCAGGAGGACUGAGCUCUGCCACCCCCCGUUGGGACAGUCUUUAUCCUGCGAGCCUGGAGGGCGCCUCCCGGAGCCCUGCAGGAGCUGGCGGUCAGAAUCCUCCAGCUCGGGAGAAUCUGGUGGAUCCCUCUACCACGUGGUGCUGCUCGGCGAUCCCGGGGUGGGGAAGAGCAGUCUGGUGUGCCUCUUUGCUGGGGUGCAAGAAAAGGACUCGCUGGAGCAGCAGAGAGACGACACCUUUGAGCGCACCUUGUCCGUGGAUGGAGAAGAGACCACGCUGGUGGUGAUCGACACCUGGGAAGCCGGAAAGCGGUCGUCGGAAGAAGACCACUGGCUGCACAACCACUGCAUGCAGGUGGGCGAUGCCUACGUGAUCGUCUACUCCAUCACCGACCGGGGCAGCUUCGAGAGCGCCUCGGAGCUCCGCAUCCAGCUUCGGAGGACCCGGCAGGCAGAGAACCUGCCCAUCAUCCUGGUGGGGAACAAGACGGACCUGGUGCGCUCCCGAGAGGUCUCGGUGGAAGGUGG